This is a messenger RNA of Temnothorax curvispinosus, 1002 nucleotides long. RefSeq lists its product as uncharacterized. The transcript is spliced from 2 exons. Bases 490 to 978 code for a protein of 162 amino acids. The record is from RefSeq and is a predicted model, not a curated record. NCBI's taxonomy places the organism in Eukaryota, Metazoa, Arthropoda, Insecta, Hymenoptera, Formicidae.
ACUAAAUUAAAUUAUUUUAGAUGCUUCAUGAUACAAUUUUUUCGCUCACCAAGGACCUCAAAAUUCUUAUCCGAACUCGAUCAACUCAAUUCCUCGUAAAAUUUUGUGAUUAAACCUACCAAUAUUCGGUUCCGAUGCAUGGCUCACUCGAGGAACAGUAUCUCUACCGUCGCGGAAUGACUACCCUAUGAAACUUAUUCAGUAAUCCAAUGUGCUUAUACGAAAAUGUUCGCCAGUGUAUCGUAAUACUGGCAGUGAAAGUAAAAACUCGAUCGCGCGCUUAACGGCGCGCGAGAGUUUAAAAAGUUACAUUGGAUACUGUCCGUGAAUGACAAUCGGUUAUUCACCGAAUCGAUACUUGAUGCGAAUCACGAAUUUCCUAUGGGGUACGGGAGAGGAGGGCAUAAAAGCCGGACGGAAUCCGAAUGGAGCCAGUCGUUCAUUAUUUUCCGGUAGGUGCUUCCGCAAUGAGCGCAAUUUCAGCAAGUCAUGCACGUUAAUAAAGUACUUUUAACGAUCAUCCUUUGCGCGACAAACGCAUGGUGCGGCGAUCGAACGUUGACACGGAAUGCCAAGACAUUUGAUUUGUCGUCGUUUGCGUGGCCGCAAGCAUUGUUCAGCAAUCGGCCCGAUGUUUCAAUUUUCCCAAACGUCUGGCCCAGUCGACCGCAGCUCCAGGAAUGGGCCCAGAACGGUAUCGCGGGUCUGUUACGUCUCGUGUCCGUAAGUACCGGAAAGGAACCGAUGAGCAUCGAGUUCAGACCCGAGGAUGGACCACGUGCCGCGGGAACGUAUCAACGGCGCUUUGGAUAUCGCGGAGAAUGGCUCAUUGAACAGUUGGGAAACGGUCUUGGUCCUGAUAUUCGACUGAACUGGCAACCUGUGCCUAAUACAUUUUUGAUGCCACCUCUAGCUCCCUUUAGAAGUGGUAAUAACUUGAUCCGCAACAGCGCGAAUGCACUCGAAUACAAUCGAUAGAACUAUAAACUAUGUUAGCUUAAG